CACAGCAGAGGUGGCAGAAGUGGCCCUCGCCUGUGGUCUCGGUUCUGCUUGUGCGCGACUUUGGCACCAUGGAGGGGACCCAAGAAGCUCUGAGUGGGAAAAUGCGGCUCCUUUUCACCCCUGCUGCUCGGACCAGCCUCCUGAUGCUCAGGCUCAACGAGGCGGCGCUACGGGCACUGCAAGAGUGUCAGCAGCAACAGGUACGGCCAGUGAUCGCUUUUCAAGGCCACCGAGGGUAUCUGAGGCUCCCAGGCCCUGGAUGGUCCUGCCUCUUCUCCUUCAUAGUCUCCCAGUGUGGCCAAGAGGGCAGUAGUGGUGGCUUGGACCUUGUGUACCAACGCUUAGGCAGAUCUGGGCCUAACUGUCUCCACUGCCUGGGCUCCCUGAGAGAGAGACUCACUAUUUGGGCAGCCAUGGAUACUAUCCCAGCUCCACUGUUAGCUCAGGAACACCUGACUGAAGAUCCCAGAGAGUCUGAGAGCUGGCAGGACACAGGAGAUGAAUCUGAAGGCCAUCCCCAGAGAGCACUAGAAGAGGUGUCUGACCCACUGGCAAGCAACCAUGGACAGUCACUCCCAGGAUCCUCCAGUGAGCCCUUGGCACAAUGGGAAGUGAGGAACCACACCUAUCUUCCAAACAGAGAGCAGGACCAGCCACUGCCUUCCCCUGCCAGCCAGAAAUGCCUGGACAAGAAACGUUCAGCACCUAUAACCACUGAAGAACCAGAGGAAAAGAGGCCCAGAGCUUUGCCUCUAGUCGCAAGUCCACUACAAGGCCUAUCAAAUCAGGAAUCACAAGAGGGAGGAGACUGGGUGCAAGAUGAAGAUGGAGAUAGAGAUUCUAGGCUGGAGCAGAGUCUCUCGGUUCAAGCAGCCUCUGAAUCCCCAAGCCCCGAGGAGGUACCAGAUUAUCUCCUGCAAUACAGAGCCAUCCACAGCGCAGAGCAGCAGCAGGCCUAUGAGCAGGACUUUGAGACAGACUAUGCUGAAUACCGAAUCCUACAUGCCCGCGUCGGGGCUGCCAGCCAAAGGUUCACAGAGCUGGGGGCGGAGAUCAAGAGACUUCAGCGAGGAACUCCGGAACACAAGGUGCUAGAAGAUAAAAUAGUCCAAGAGUAUAAAAAGUUCAGAAAGGUAAGCCAGGCUGCGAGCAGAGGCAGUAAGGUAGAAGUCACUUUACUUUUUGACAAGAGUGCUUUUUCUCUGCAGCGGUAUCCAAGUUACAGGGAAGAGAAGCAUCGCUGUGAGUACCUGCAUCAGAAAUUGUCCCACAUUAAAGGUCUCAUCCUGGAAUUCGAGGAAAAGAACAGAGGCAGCUGAAACUACCCAGGACUCUUAGCCUGUCCCCAGUGAUGAAAGGAACAGCUCCAAGGUGGAGCACAUCUGCUUUUCUGAUUUUGACCCUUCCGUCCAUGGUGGCAAGUAGAGUCAUGCUAGGUUACUGCAGUUGGACUUCAUUGUUGCCGUACAUUUCUAGGGUGUGGGCAGUCAAGUCUCCUUGGCUGUGCCCAGCAGACUAGGAAAGUAGCAGACACUUGGCUUCUUCAACUUUACUUCAGCUGUUUUCAGAUCCUGAAAAAUGACAUUUCCAGGUCGACACACACUUUGGGGACGUUGGACAAGUGAGUUUAGCUGAGUGGCCUCGCAGGAACAAAAUGAGAACCUCUGGUGUUAUAGCAUACCUAGAUGUAAGGGAAAGGGCUCAGUGUUGCUCGUGUACUGUAACAUGGCUGAAAAAUGAAAACCAAUUGCUUGUGUCUUGUGUGAUCAUUAACCUUCAUCAUCCAAGGCAGUGCUGUGUAUCUGACUUCCUUUGAGACUCUCUGAGUCCCCAUGUUCCAGCCCAAGUGUUAUGAACUGGAGUCUCCAAGAUUAUGGUCAUCUUUACUGUGCUCAUAUCGGCUAGACAUAUGCUCUACCUACCACUAAGCAACACUACCUUUCCCCACCCCCAACAUGUUUUUAAAACAUUAUGUAUGAUCCAGAUGUACAUUUUGUUAUCAGGCUUUACCAAAAACAUACUGAAAAAACAGGGAUUAUACUAAUAUGUUUCAUUUUGUGUGUUUAGAGUCACAUAGAAUUAAAGCUUAUAUAUCUAGAAUUAUCCAGGGCUGAAAGUUACAAUUAUGGACAGGAGUCUGAUUUAGCUAUAGAUGGCCCUAUUUUAAUCCAUUAAAAAAAAUAGAUCUUGUAGGCUCUUGUUCUUGUCAGUGAUGAUGUGUUUUCUUGUUUCACUGGGAGGGAAUUAAUGGCUGCACGCAGCAGUAUCAACAAUUCCUCCAACAAAAUGGAUGGAACCCCAAACCGAUGUCACACUCGAACAGGGCAUUUCUGGGCAGGACAAUCCUCAGGAGCUUGGCUUCGUGGCAAAGAUAAGCAGUAUCUUAUGAACAUGAACAAGGCCAGAACAACUGUAAUUUCAGUAUCUUGGGGCUGAGCAGGGAGGACUGUCACAAGUUCAAGGUCAGUCUGGGCUGCAGACGGAGACUGAGAAAUUAAGAUUUAGAGAUGGGAACUGGACCUAGUCAGUCUGAGGCUACAGGGAUCAGCGUAGCAAGUAGUACUUAAAUUUUUUCGAGAUCUCAUAUAGCUCAA
Messenger RNA from Peromyscus californicus insignis, 2594 nucleotides. It is a transcript of the gene Ell3, whose product is annotated as elongation factor for RNA polymerase II 3. The transcript is spliced from 10 exons. NCBI's taxonomy places the organism in Eukaryota, Metazoa, Chordata, Mammalia, Rodentia, Cricetidae. Gene Ontology annotation, molecular function: cis-regulatory region sequence-specific DNA binding. Gene Ontology annotation, cellular component: transcription elongation factor complex. Gene Ontology annotation, biological process: positive regulation of transcription elongation by RNA polymerase II; snRNA transcription by RNA polymerase II; transcription elongation by RNA polymerase II. The coding region runs from base 69 to 1319 and encodes 416 amino acids. The record is from RefSeq and is a predicted model, not a curated record.